Mirounga angustirostris (Northern elephant seal) is the source of this 5602-nucleotide messenger RNA. RefSeq names its product DNA ligase 3 (gene LIG3). Gene Ontology annotation, molecular function: DNA binding; ATP binding; DNA ligase (ATP) activity. The transcript has 22 exons. Bases 612 to 3719 code for a protein of 1035 amino acids. Lineage: Eukaryota; Metazoa; Chordata; Mammalia; Carnivora; Phocidae. Gene Ontology annotation, cellular component: nucleus; DNA ligase III-XRCC1 complex. The record is from RefSeq and is a predicted model, not a curated record. Gene Ontology annotation, biological process: DNA biosynthetic process; double-strand break repair; lagging strand elongation.
GCUGCCCCCCGGGAGCCCACGGGGGUUGGUCCGUAGCUCCCUGGGACCCCCGCGGCUCCGCGAGUGGGAGGGUCCCCCGGGGCCCCUGUGGGUCCGCUCUGGCCGGCCCGGGUCUGCACGUUGGCCGCGCCGAAGCCGGUGCUCGUUGGUGCGAGCUCGGGAGCCUUUCUCUGCCCGCCGCGUCCCCUUCCCCAGCCCCGGGCAGUGUCCUUGCGCCCCCGGCCUGCCCGAACCGAGGGACUCGCUUCCGCGCCUCCUCCACGGGCGUCCCCGGGCGUCCGCGCCGGCCAGUAGCCCCUGCCCACUCCUGGAAGGCGUCGGGAAAGACCUCUUCCCCCACCCGCCCCGGGAACUGCGGCUGCAGGGCGCUCGCUUCCCCGCCCAGGCUGCGUUGGGGCCCCAGCGGUUUCCUUCUUGACCACCUUGGAGGAGACGCUGAGCCGCGGCCGUUGGGGGCUGCGGGGUAGACGGGCUUGCUCCGAACAGCACGGUGCCUCCUCGUGGCCCAGCUCGGCCUGGGCCUCGGGCCCCGCAGAGGGGAGUUCAGAGCCCACCUCCCCCCAGCCCUUCCAUGGACUCAUUUUAAUUUUCCCAGUCAUCCCGUGAGCUGUAUGACUUUGACUUUCAAGAUCCUCUUCCCACCAACCCUCCGCACACUUGGGCGAAAAGAAUUUUGCCUAUUCCGACAGCAACAUCACUGGCCUGACAGAAGACAGUUCAGCCAUUGGUCAGAAACAGAUCUGCUUCAUGGGCACUGCCUCCUCCAGAGAAGAAAGCCUGCUCUGUCAUUCCAGGAAGGCCAUCUAAGACCACGUGCCACCUGCCUUGUUUUCUUGCCAGGGGCGCAUGUGGGACUCUGCAGUGGCCCCUGUGAGAUGGCCGAGCAACGAUUCUGUGUGGACUAUGCUAAGCGCGGCACGGCGGGCUGCAAGAAGUGCAAGGAAAAGAUUGUGAAGGGGGUGUGCCGGAUCGGCAAAGUGGUGCCCAACCCCUUUUCAGAGUCCGGGGGUGAUAUGAAAGAGUGGUAUCACAUUAAAUGCAUGUUUGAGAAACUGGAGCGGGCCCGGGCUACCACAAAAAAAAUCGAGGACCUCACAGAGCUAGAAGGCUGGGAAGAGCUGGAAGACAAUGAGAAGGAACAGAUAAGCCAGCACAUUGCAGAUCUGUCUUCUAAGGCAACGGGCACACCAAAGAAGAAAGCCGUCGUCCAGGCUAAGCUGACAGCCACUGGCCAGGUGGCCUCUCCAGUGAAAGGUGCCUCACUUGUCACCAGUAGCAAUCCCCGGAAAUUUUCUGGUUUUUCAGCCAAGCCCAACAACUCUGGGGGAGCCCAUUCAAGCCCUCCCCCUAAGGCAAGUCUGUCCUCAAGCAGAUGUGACCCCAAGCACAAGGAUUGUCUGUUUCGCGAGUUUCGGAAGUUGUGUGCCAUGGUGGCUGAGAAUCCUAGCUACAACACGAAGACCCAGAUCAUCCAGGACUUUCUUCGGAAAGGUUCAGCAGGAGAUGGUUUCCACGGCGACGUGUACCUGACAGUGAAGUUGCUGCUGCCAGGUGUUAUUAAGAGUGUUUACAACUUGAAUGAUAAGCAGAUCGUGAAGCUUUUCAGCCGCAUUUUCAACUGCAACCCAGAUGAUAUGGCACGAGACCUAGAGCAGGGCGACGUGUCAGAGACAAUCAGAGUCUUCUUUGAGCAGAGCAAGUCUUUCCCCCCAGCUGCCAAGAGCCUCCUUACUAUCCAGGAGGUGGACGAAUUCCUCCUUCAGCUCUCCAGGCUCACCAAGGAGGAUGAGCAGCAACAGGCUCUGCAGGACAUCGCCUCCAGGUGUACAGCCAAUGACCUCAAGUGCAUCAUCAGGUUGAUCAAACAUGAUCUGAAGAUGAACUCAGGUGCAAAGCACGUGUUAGAUGCCCUUGACCCCAAUGCCUAUGAAGCCUUCAAAGCCUCGCGCAACCUGCAGGACGUGGUGGAGCGGGUCCUCCGCAAUGAGCAGGAGGUGGAGAAGGAGCCAGGCCGGAGACGAGCUCUGAGCGUCCAGGCUUCCCUGAUGACGCCAGUGCAGCCCAUGCUGGCCGAGGCCUGCAAGUCCAUCGAGCAUGCAAUGAAGAAGUGUCCUAACGGCAUGUUCUCUGAGAUCAAGUACGAUGGGGAGCGAGUGCAGGUGCAUAAGAAGGGGGACCACUUCAGCUACUUCAGCCGCAGCCUCAAGCCUGUCCUGCCUCACAAGGUGGCCCAUUUCAAGGACUACAUCCCCCAGGCUUUCGCCGGGGGCCACAGCAUGAUCUUGGACUCUGAGGUGCUCCUGAUUGACACGAAGACAGGCAAACCGCUGCCCUUUGGGACUCUGGGAGUGCACAAGAAAGCUGCCUUCCAGGAUGCUAAUGUUUGCCUAUUUGUUUUUGAUUGUAUCUACUUCAAUGAUGUCAGCUUGAUGGACAGGCCUUUGUGUGAGCGGCGGAAGUUUCUUCAUGAUAACAUGGUUGAAAUUCCCAACCGGAUCAUGUUCUCAGAAAUGAAGCAAGUCACUAAAGCUGCGGACUUGGCCGACAUGAUAAACCGGGUCAUCCGAGAGGGGCUGGAAGGGCUGGUGCUGAAGGACGUGAAGGGUACAUAUGAGCCUGGAAAGCGGCACUGGCUGAAGGUGAAAAAAGACUAUUUGAACGAGGGGGCCAUGGCGGACACAGCUGACCUGGUGGUCCUUGGGGCCUUCUAUGGGCAAGGGAGCAAAGGUGGCAUGAUGUCCAUCUUCCUCAUGGGCUGCUAUGACCCAAGCAGCCAGAAGUGGUGCACAGUCACCAAGUGUUCGGGAGGCCACGAUGAUGCGACCCUUGCCCGCCUGCAGAAGGAACUGGACAUGGUGAAGAUCAGCAAGGAUCCCGGCAAGAUACCCGGCUGGCUGAAAGUCAACAAGAUCUACUAUCCUGACUUCAUAGUCCCAGACCCAAAGAAAGCUGCCGUGUGGGAGAUCACGGGGGCCGAGUUCUCCAAGUCUGAGGCGCACACGGCCGACGGGAUCUCCAUCCGCUUCCCACGUUGCACCCGCAUCCGUGAUGAUAAGGACUGGAAGUCUGCCACUAACCUCCCCCAGCUCAAGGAACUGUACCAGCUGUCCAAGGAGAGGGCUGACUUCACCGUGGCGGCCCGAGAGGAGGGGAGCUCCACCACCGGGGGCAGCAGCGGAGAGAACGGGGGUACCUCGGGGCCUGCGGGGGCUCGCAAGGCCUCCAGGGCCUCCCCGAAGCAGCCCUCCACCGGCGCCAGGAAGGCAGGAGGGAGGCUGAGUGGCCCCAGCAGCAGAGGCGGCCAGCAGCUGACCUUGAAGGCAGGCCAGAAGCGGAAGGCCCCCGAGGAGACCCCGUGCCCAGCCAAGGUGCUGCUGGACAUCUUCACUGGGGUCCGGCUCUACCUGCCCCCCUCCACACCAGACUUCAGCCGCCUCAGACGCUACUUCGUGGCAUUCGACGGGGACCUGGUGCAGGAGUUUGACACGGCCUCAGCCACACACGUGCUGGGUAGUGGGGACAAGAACCCUGAGGCCCAGCAGGUCUCCCCGGAGUGGAUUUGGGGUGUGGGUCCCGGUUUGAAGGGAGGGAACCAGGAUCAGGUAGGAAAACGGGUCCUUUAUAAAGAAAAGGGAGGUUAUUGGAGCUACUCCUCUGGGGGAUACAGGACUCCAGGAGGCUCUGCCUCCCCCAAAUCUGGAAACGAGACUGGUCUUUAAGAUUAAAAAACCCACUUGAGGACAAAAGGCUCCCGUGCCACCCGAGGCUGGUUUAUUGGAAUAAAAGGCAAACAGUUUCGUGGAGAGGAGUGCUGUUCAGUAGAACUUUUUGUGGCAAUGAAAACACCCUGUAAAUCUUCAUUGGCCAAAAGAAACCAGACACGCUUAGCCACACGUCAGGUGCUCAGCAGCUGACAACUGAGGAACUGAAGUUUUGGUUUCACUUCGGCCUUGACACGGUCACGUGUGGCUACGGCCAGUGCGGGGCCGGGCCUGGUUCACACCUGAGUUACUCAACACGUGGGCCUCCGUCCGCCCCGGAUCCGCAGGCUGCUGCCAGGAGCAGACGGACUCGGGCUACCUUACGUGAAGCGCCCGGCACAGGGCCUGGCAUGCAGCCGUGUCGAGCUGGGCCCGGGCCUCUCCCUCCCUGGCCACACGCCAGCCUGUCGCUGUCACGCUCCUGGCUGGAGCAGGCCCGCUAGGUGGUCCCCUCCUUACAGACUGGCUCCCUGGAGUUCAUUUCUGCUGACUCGUGAGAGUCCGUUCUCUUUUUUCUUGCUGUCAACAGGUUGCCAGGCUUAUUUGUCCAUCCCCUGUGAAUUAAGGUAAUGAGACUCAACCUCUGGAACACAUUUUGGGUCUGGGCCUCUAAGACUGAGGACCACUGCCUCCCCCGGCCCUCCAGUGUGCUCGGCUGAGGUAGUACUCCGCUGGAGGCUGCUGGCCGGUCAGCCCGGAGGCCAGCUCUGACCCGACCUGGGUCUCUACCUGCCGGCUAAAAUGUGGGGAGGAAGGGGCGGGGGGGCUGGCACUGCCCUGACUGGCCCAGCACGUUGGUGUUUUUGAAUAGGCCCUGUUCAGUCUAGCAUGAGUACGCAGAGUAGGACCGUCUUCAUUCCGCCCUUUGUGGAGACAAAAGCCGCUCCUCCUUUGAGCGCUGACCUACAUAAAUUUCCAUCCCCCUCUCGAGCUUCCUCAGGCCAAGCCGCCAGACCGGGCAGCAGAACAAAGCAUUCCCUUUGGGAUUCUGCCAAAGGACACGGUCACUGCCCUCUGACCCGGCUGCCCUAGACCCAGCCCCCUGCCCUGACCGGCGGCUUACACUCGGGGUGCAGCCCCGCGGCUCUGCCAGCGGCGGGAGCAGCUCAGGAGUGAGUAACACGGCCUUGCUGGGUGUUCUCUCCAGUUCCCUGUCCGAGGUGUUCAGUCUCUUUCUGUCCGGUCUUUUCUCAGGCGUGUUUUUCUUUGCUGCUGAGAUUAUACUGUCUGUACAAUCCUCUAUUUCCACGGACACCCCCCCCCCCGCCCCGGGCGACAGCAUCUUACACCUCCCCAGCACCACGCUUGAGGCCUGCCCUCCUUUGAGCCUUUGUUUUCACGCUGCUGGUUGGCAGUGGACGGUAGGUCGUCCUGGGUGCCCAGCGGGUCAGCCGCACAGAACAAGAAGGCCAGAGUGCUGCAGCUCAGCCUCCAGCCUUCACAGCCUCCGGGCAAGAUUCCGUCCUCUUCUCCCUUCAAGUCCCAAGGCAGAUCUGCACAUCCUCAAGCUCUCCCCACACAGGUCUGUGCACACACCAGCUGUAGGGCUGUAUCUGAAAGCUACCAGCUGUCUCCCGGGAUCACCUGCAGCCUUAACUGAGCACGCUGGCUGGCCUCCGAUUCCGCUCUACCCACAUCUCUAAGGCCCAUCUCUCCACGAUAAGUGUCAACGGCUGACCUCACUUGGUGUUUUUUCCUUGGUCCUAAGGCUGGUCCUUCUGCUACACAGUUCCCAUCCUCUUCUAGGCUAUGCCAUGGCAACUCCCAGAUACUAGUUGUGAGAUCUUGAGCAAGUCAAAACACUACCGAACUUCGGUUUCCUCAUCUGUUGGAACAGGAAU